AACAGUCUUUGCCACCAUAAGACCAGUGGAAAUUUCCAGUCGGUCUAUUCAUUGCUAUAAAACGGAGGUGAAAAGUGGUUGAAAGCGAAAUACACUUUUAACGACUUAAAACUCUUCUUAAAGCUGCAUAAGACAAUUAUUUGGACACCACUUCCCAGCUUAACUGCAAGCACUUGACUCUACAUCUCUCCAUUUUCCAUCUUCACUUGUGACAUAUAAGAGCCAGCAUGUCUCAGCAGCAGAUUAACCUCCCUGCCAAACUCAUUAAUGGCGGUAUUGCCGGUAUUGUUGGGGUUACGUGUGUCUUCCCCGUUGACUUGGCUAAGACCAGGUUACAGAACCAGAGAAGUGGGCAGCAAGUCUACAAGAGCAUGAUGGACUGCCUUGUCAAAACUAUUCGAUCGGAGGGAUACUUUGGAAUGUACAGAGGGGCAGCAGUAAACUUGACUUUGGUUACCCCUGAGAAGGCCAUCAAGCUGGCAGCUAAUGACCUCUUCCGCCAUCACCUUUCCAAGGACGGAAAAGGCUUAACAGUAUUCAAAGAAAUGCUAGCAGGGUGUGGUGCAGGCAUGUGCCAAGUUAUUGUUACUACCCCCAUGGAAAUGCUCAAAAUCCAGCUGCAGGAUGCAGGCAGAAUUGCAGCCCAACAACAGAAACCAGUGAUGAUGUCUCCCACAAAGCUGGCGGUGACGAACACGGUGCUGAGUCGCUCGUACAACUCGGGUCCUGUGAUGUCUGCAACAAGAGCCGUGUCGGCAACGCAGAUUGCGAAGGAACUCCUGCAAAAACAGGGCAUCCAGGGCCUGUACAAGGGCCUGGGGGCAACACUCAUGAGGGAUGUACCCUUUUCUAUUGUUUACUUCCCAUUGUUUGCCAACCUGAACCGACUGGGCAAACCCAGCCCUGCAGAGUCAUCGCCCUUCUACUGGGCCUUCCUGUCAGGGUGUGUUGCAGGAUCUACUGCUGCGGUUGCAGUCAACCCUUGUGAUGUGGUGAAGACCAGACUGCAGUCCCUCAACAAAGGAGCAGUUGAGGAGAGCUACAACGGAGUUAUGGAUUGUGUGAGUAAAAUUAUGAGGAAGGAGGGGCCGUCUGCCUUUCUGAAGGGGGCAGGCUGCCGUGCUCUGGUCAUUGCACCUCUGUUUGGAAUUGCACAGGUCAUGUAUUUUGUUGGUGUUGGUGAAUAUAUCCUGGACAACUAUUCUCCAAGUUUCCUGUCUGUCUGAGCUGCAUCAGCAGGCCAUCUACACACUGGGCCUGACGUAACUACUGGCAGCUACAAUCAGUUUACAGCCAAAAA
Poecilia latipinna (sailfin molly) is the source of this 1300-nucleotide messenger RNA. It is a transcript of the gene slc25a55a, whose product is annotated as solute carrier family 25 member 55a. The record is from RefSeq and is a predicted model, not a curated record. Gene Ontology annotation, molecular function: L-aspartate transmembrane transporter activity; L-glutamate transmembrane transporter activity. The coding region runs from base 228 to 1226 and encodes 332 amino acids. The transcript is spliced from 10 exons. Gene Ontology annotation, biological process: malate-aspartate shuttle; aspartate transmembrane transport; L-glutamate transmembrane transport. Lineage: Eukaryota; Metazoa; Chordata; Actinopteri; Cyprinodontiformes; Poeciliidae.